Camelus dromedarius (Arabian camel) is the source of this 5633-nucleotide messenger RNA. RefSeq names its product glutamate ionotropic receptor delta type subunit 1 (gene GRID1). The record is from RefSeq and is a predicted model, not a curated record. The coding region runs from base 121 to 3150 and encodes 1009 amino acids. Gene Ontology annotation, cellular component: plasma membrane; postsynaptic density membrane. The transcript is spliced from 16 exons. Gene Ontology annotation, biological process: synaptic transmission, glutamatergic; monoatomic ion transport; modulation of chemical synaptic transmission. Lineage: Eukaryota; Metazoa; Chordata; Mammalia; Artiodactyla; Camelidae. Gene Ontology annotation, molecular function: glutamate receptor activity; transmitter-gated monoatomic ion channel activity involved in regulation of postsynaptic membrane potential.
GGGCGGGCUCGGCUCUCCCGGGGAGCGGCCCGGGACUGCACCCGGACCGGCGCCUCCCCGCUCCGCGCUGCCCUCGGCCUCGCCCCGGGCCCGGGCGGAUGAGCCGCGCGCCCGGGGGACAUGGAAGCGCUGACGCUGUGGCUUCUCCCCUGGAUAUGCCAGUGCGUGUCAGUGCGGGCGGACUCCAUCAUCCACAUCGGUGCCAUCUUCGAGGAGAACGCGGCCAAGGACGACAGGGUGUUCCAGCUGGCCGUAUCCGACCUAAGCCUGAACGAUGACAUCCUGCAGAGCGAGAAGAUCACCUACUCUAUCAAGGUCAUCGAGGCCAACAAUCCUUUCCAGGCCGUGCAGGAAGCCUGUGACCUCAUGACCCAGGGGAUUUUGGCCUUGGUCACGUCUACUGGCUGUGCGUCUGCCAAUGCCCUGCAGUCCCUCACAGAUGCGAUGCACAUCCCACACCUCUUCGUCCAGCGCAACCCAGGGGGGUCUCCGCGUACUGCCUGCCACCUGAACCCCAGCCCAGAUGGCGAGGCCUACACACUGGCCUCCAGACCGCCUGUGCGCCUCAACGAUGUCAUGCUCAGGCUGGUGACAGAGCUGCGCUGGCAGAAGUUCGUCAUGUUCUACGAUAGCGAGUAUGAUAUCCGUGGGCUCCAAAGCUUUCUGGACCAGGCCUCGCGGCUGGGCCUUGACGUCUCUUUACAAAAGGUGGACAAGAAUAUUAGCCACGUGUUCACCAGCCUCUUCACUACGAUGAAGACGGAGGAGCUGAACCGCUACCGGGACACGCUGCGCCGCGCCAUCCUGCUGCUCAGCCCGCAGGGGGCCCAUUCCUUCAUCAACGAGGCCGUGGAGACAAACCUGGCUUCCAAGGACAGCCACUGGGUCUUUGUGAAUGAGGAAAUCAGUGACCCAGAGAUCCUGGAUCUGGUCCACAGCGCCCUCGGCAGGAUGACUGUGGUCCGACAGAUCUUCCCAUCUGCAAAGGACAACCAGAAAUGCAUGAGGAACAACCACCGCAUCUCCUCGCUGCUCUGCGACCCCCAGGAAGGCUACCUCCAGAUGCUGCAGAUCUCCAACCUCUACCUGUACGACAGCGUUCUGAUGCUGGCCAACGCCUUCCACAGGAAGCUGGAGGACCGGAAGUGGCACAGCAUGGCCAGCCUCAACUGCAUCCGCAAGUCCACCAAGCCAUGGAAUGGAGGGAGGUCCAUGCUGGACACCAUCAAAAAGGGCCACAUCACUGGCCUCACAGGGGUGAUGGAGUUUCGGGAGGACAGCUCGAACCCCUACGUGCAGUUUGAAAUCCUGGGCACGACCUAUAGUGAGACCUUUGGCAAAGACAUGCGGAAGCUGGCGACGUGGGACUCAGAGAAGGGUCUGAAUGGCAGCCUGCAGGAGAGGCCCAUGGGCAGCCGCCUCCAAGGACUGACUCUCAAAGUGGUGACUGUCUUGGAAGAGCCUUUCGUGAUGGUGGCUGAGAACAUCCUUGGUCAGCCCAAGCGCUACAAAGGGUUCUCCAUUGAUGUCCUGGAUGCACUGGCCAAGGCUCUGGGCUUCAAAUAUGAGAUUUACCAGGCCCCUGAUGGCAGGUACGGUCACCAGCUCCAUAACACCUCCUGGAACGGGAUGAUCGGGGAGCUCAUCAGCAAGAGGGCAGACCUGGCCAUCUCCGCCAUCACCAUCACCCCGGAGCGCGAGAGCGUGGUGGACUUCAGCAAGCGCUACAUGGACUACUCGGUGGGGAUCCUCCUCAAGAAGCCAGAGGAGAAAAUCAGCAUCUUCUCCCUUUUUGCUCCGUUUGACUUUGCCGUCUGGGCCUGCAUCGCAGCAGCCAUCCCGGUGGUUGGCGUGCUGAUAUUCGUGUUGAACCGGAUUCAGGCUGUGCGGGCCCAGACUGCCGCCCAGCCCCGACCCUCGACUUCUGCCACCUUACACAGUGCCAUCUGGAUCGUCUAUGGAGCCUUCGUACAGCAAGGUGGUGAGUCCUCAGUGAACUCCAUGGCCAUGCGCAUCGUGAUGGGCAGCUGGUGGCUCUUUACCCUCAUCGUGUGCUCCUCCUACACAGCCAAUCUUGCUGCCUUCCUCACAGUGUCCAGGAUGGACAACCCCAUAAGGACAUUCCAGGACCUGUCCAAACAAGUGGAAGUGUCUUACGGCACCGUCCGGGAUUCCGCUGUGUACGAGUACUUCCGAGCCAAGGGCACCAACCCUCUGGAGCAAGACAGCACGUUUGCGGAGCUCUGGCGGACCAUCAGCAAGAACGGAGGGGCCGACAACUGCGUGUCCAGUCCCUCGGAAGGCAUCAGGAAGGCAAAGAAGGGGAACUACGCCUUUCUGUGGGACGUGGCCGUGGUGGAGUACGCAGCCCUGACAGAUGACGACUGCUCCGUGACGGUCAUCGGCAACAGUGUCAGCAGCAAGGGCUAUGGGAUCGCCCUGCAGCACGGCAGCCCCUACAGGGACCUCUUCUCCCAGAGGAUCCUGGAACUUCAGGACACCGGGGACCUGGAUGUGCUCAAGCAGAAGUGGUGGCCGCACACGGGCCGCUGCGACCUCACCAGCCACACCAGCGCCCAGGCUGAUGGCAAAUCCCUUAAGCUGCACAGCUUCGCCGGGGUCUUCUGCAUCCUGGCCAUCGGCCUCCUCCUCGCCUGCCUGGUGGCCGCCCUGGAGUUGUGGUGGAACAGCAACCGGUGCCACCAGGAGACCCCCAAAGAGGACAAAGAAGUGAAUCUGGAGCAGGUGCAUCGGCGUAUGAACAGCCUCAUGGAUGAAGACAUCGCUCACAAGCAGAUUUCCCCAGCGUCCAUUGAGCUCUCGGCCCUGGAGAUGGGGGGCCUGGCCCCCAGCCAGGCCUUGGAGCCGACGCGGGAGUACCAGAACACGCAGCUGUCGGUCAGCACCUUUCUGCCCGAGCAAAGCAGCCACGGCACCAGCCGGACACUCUCGUCGGGGCCCGGCAGCAACCUGCCUCUGCCCCUGAGCAGCUCGGCCACCAUGCCCUCCAUGCAGUGCAAACACAGGUCGCCCAACGGGGGGCUGUUCCGCCAGAGCCCCGUGAAGACCCCCAUCCCCAUGUCCUUCCAGCCGGUGCCCGGAGGCGUCCUUCCAGAGGCCCUGGACACCUCCCACGGCACCUCCAUCUGACCGCGCCGCCUGCCCUCCCGCCCGCCCGCCCGUCCACCCACCCGACCAGCAGAGCUUUUUAAUACCGGAAAAUGACGACACAGACCACACACACACCGACACAUGCACACGUACACACAGACACAGAGACUCUUUCAUUUUUCUUGUAUAUACGUGUAAAUAAUGACAGAAUGGAGUGGGGUAAAAGUGUAUUUUGAAUAUUCCCAAUUUUCGAAGUCAGUAAAAAAAAAAACAAAAACAAAAACUGUAUGAAUGACUUUGUAAAUUUUGUUCUAUAUGAAUAAAAAGGCAAAUUACUUGUGAUCAUUCUGAAGUGCCAAAGAAGCCCCCCCCUGUUCCCGGGCCUUUCUGAGGACGAGGGCAGGAGGGGCCGUCAAAGAAGGAGCCCCUCUGGCUGAUGGGGCUGGGGAGGUGAGCAGCCAGUCCCUGUGCAGGAGCCCCUGGUGCUGCCUGCUGCCCAGGAAAACGGUUGGUUUCCCGCCCUGCUCCUCUGCUCCUGGCCCUUUGUUCCUCUCAGUCCUCUGGGUAGAUAAAGGGUGAGCCUCGAGCCCGCCUCGGCCUGGCCCCUGGGUCGCUGUGCUGUAAGGUGAUCAGCUCUGCCCGUCAGCCUGAGACCGAGGAGGCUCCCAGGACCCAGGGCGGUGCUGUGGGUCCCCCCACUGCGUGCCGCUGUGUUCCACUGGCCCAAGAGAAGCAUCCAGGCUGAGGCCACCAUCUCUGAGGGCUCUGAGGCUGAUGUGCUCUAGUUAUGCUGUUGGCCUUGUUUUUUUUUUUUACUUUUUUUCCCCCUAAUUAGAAGAAUCAACAAGUAAUUGACUAUGGGAGAAGAAGGGUAGGUCCCCCUCAUUGCCUCGGGGAGGCUGGGCAGAGGUGGGCUUGGCUUUGUCCAUAAGGAUGGGGAGGUGUGAGGUGUGCUGUGUGGACCAGGUGAGGUGGUGGGACGAGAAGACAGGUGGGGGGAGAGUAUUCCCUUGGGGUGGGACUCAUGGUUUCAGGUCAGAGAAUCCUGUUGAAGGAGGGGAGAGAGGUACCCCAGGUGAGCAGACCCACACUCUAAGUGAUGGGAGUGCCUGGAAUAGGUAAAAAGGACCAUGUUUGUUCAGGUAAGAGGAAGCCUUGGCUCCUAGCCAAAGAACAGCGUAACUCUGUGUGGUGUGAAGACAAGUGAUUCCCAGCCCCCAGGGACAUAGCUUCAAAAGCAAAAGGAUGUCUCUGGGUCUUAAACCCUGCAGGAGGGUCUGCCAAACAGGGCCAGGACCCAGAAGGGGCCCUCACGUCAUUUCACCACCUUCUCUAGACUGGAAGCCCUCAUCCUGUGAUCCAGCCCUUAGCAGGGACCCUCCCGGCUGAGAGCAUCAGAUAGUCUCUGAGAUUCCGGGCCUAUCCCUGAGCUGGCAAACCUGCUAGGAAACUCUGUUUCUUAAGGCUAAGACAACCUGACAGCCCUCCCUCCCGCCCUUACCCUUUCUGGGGCAAUUAAACUGUAGAAUCAGAGAGGGGGUUAGGGGAAGGAUGCCAGCUGCAGAGUGAUCCCAGCCAUCUGAGCUGUCUCACUUCAGCUCUUCUCCUUCUGGAGACCAGGGUGAUUCUGCUCACCUAACAUGCCGGGGUGGUCAACACAGCCCAUGUCUGGCACUGGGAGGGGCGGGGCUCCCUCCCCCAGCAGUCAGUCCUCAGAGGGCUGAGAGCUCAGGUCUGUGGUGGUGGAGAAAUACGAAGUCCUAUUGAUUGCCUCUCCUCUAGCCUUGUAGAGUUACCCCAGAGAAGUAUUUAUGAGGGUGAUAACCAGCCCAGGAUUGAUUUCUUUCCCAAAGUCCCACGUGAUAUGAUUGAGCAGUAAGGAACGGCUGCAUCGCACAGUCAGCUAAAAGCUCCCUGGGGAGAAGAGUGUUUAUAAUGAUGUUAUUUAUCUCUGGAUGCUGAGAAUGGCCCGAUAUUAGUGCUACCACGGUGAUCCAUUGACAUUUGUCCAAUCAGAGCGUAUAGAGCCCAGAGCUGGGUGCAGGCACGUGAGGAAGCCGUGGUGGGUGACACUUACCGUGAGGAAAAACAGGCUUCAUUUUCUUCCCAUCAGCACUUUGGGGUCGAGGGAGUCCUGCGCUGGAUGGUUAAUUUUUUCAUAUAUAUUUCUCUAUUUUUUUAAACAAAUUCUGGUCUCACUGCCUUAUCCCACCCACACUCAAGUCUUUUUGUUUGUUUGUUUCCCUGAAAUGACCUGCCUUCUGGGGUAUACCAUGGGUGUCUUCUCGGGCAGCUUUGCUUAGAAUGGAUGUCAGGGAGAGGAGAGAGAGGGUGUGUGUGUGUGUGUGUGUGUAUAUGUGUGCGCGCGCGUGUGUGCGUGUGUCAGAGAGAAAGAGAAUAAGACAGCAGGUGCCUCUCUGAGGGAAAGAUACUCUGCUUAUAAAAAAAAAAAGGAAUCUUAACACCUCAUGGUGUUAUUCCUCACCAGGUUAUGUUAUUUUUUAAAAUCUCCUACCCUUGGC